Messenger RNA from Dioscorea cayenensis subsp. rotundata (Guinea yam), 1923 nucleotides. RefSeq names its product tRNA (guanine(37)-N1)-methyltransferase 1-like. Gene Ontology annotation, biological process: tRNA N1-guanine methylation. NCBI's taxonomy places the organism in Eukaryota, Viridiplantae, Streptophyta, Magnoliopsida, Dioscoreales, Dioscoreaceae. Gene Ontology annotation, cellular component: cytoplasm. The record is from RefSeq and is a predicted model, not a curated record.
AUGACGUCCACCAUCGUUGAGGAAGUUGUAAAAAGAUUUGGCCAGAAAGAACCAUUUCCUGCUCGGUCUCGCGUUUCUAUAUCCCCCAAACCCCCAGAGGCCCUACAUGACGGCAGGAGCGAGGUCGGCCAGGCGGGUGCGCAUAAAGGCAUCUCCUCAAAAAGAUGGGCGGCUCUCACCGUGAUACGUCGUCGUCUCCUCCUUCCCCUUCUGCAAGCCUUCAUUCCGAAAACCCUCCUUCUUCUCCACCAUCUCCCAAACCAAAACCCUAACCCUAGAUGCCCAUCCAUUCAACCAUGGUCCGACUCUUCGCCACGUUCACCCUCCUCCCUGCCGCCACCGCCCGAUUGGCGCAUUGACCGGGAGAGCUUCACCCGUUCCUUCGAUAUCGCUGCCCUGCGAGUCCCCGCGGCUGAGUGUUCCUCGCUUGAGCGCCGACUCCGAGGCCACCUCCUCAACUGGCCACGUGUGCGCAACAUCGCCCGUGUCCCUGGCGACGACCUCGACCCUGAGCUCAAGAAGCUUAUGCGGAGCUCGGAAGGGGAUGGUGGGGAUCGGCUUCGAUCGUUGGCUAAGCGUGUGGACGGGGAAUCAGAUGGUGACGAGGAGCAUCGCUUGAGCCCGGUGCUGUAUAGGGAGAAGCUCGUGAAGGACUUCAACUGUCGGGGGUUUUUAAAUUUCAGGAAUCUCGCGAAGAUGUCGAGGCCGAAGAAGAAGAAGAAGAACAGUCUGAAGAAUGGGAAAGAAGAGGGACUGGAAGUGAAGUGUGGAGUGGGGAAGAAUGAUUUCUAUGCUGUGGAAGUUGUUGGAGAUGGUGGUGUUGGAGAAGAGGAAGAUAUGAGCGGUUUUGCUUUGGAGUGGGUUUUUGGACCAGGGAGGUGGAGAGGUCCGACGAGGCUGUUGCUGUUGGAUGAGCGAUUUGCGAAAAAAGGAGCAGAUGAACUGCCGAACGCUGUCAAGGCUGUGCUAGAAGGGUGUGCUACGCGGGAGAAGCUUUCAGUUGCUGAGCUUGUGCAAUGCCACCUGACCUUAUUUUAUGAUUAUUGGCAGAUGAAUGAGCUUCUUGAGGCCCUGCUCCCUGAGGAUAUGGUUGUUCCAACUGGUUUUGAAACAGUAGGGCACAUUGCACAUCUAAAUUUGAGAGAUGAGCAUCUGCCAUAUAAGAAUCUCAUUGCUCAGGUAGUCUUGGAUAAGAAUAAGCCAAAGAUACAGACGGUUGUUAAUAAAAUGGAUGCUAUCCACAAUGAAUACAGAACAAUGCAGCUUGAAGUGUUGGCUGGCAACCAUUCUCUUGUUACAACAGUUAUUGAGAAUGGGUAUCGUUUUCAAGUUGAUUUAGCUACUGUUUACUGGAACUCUAGGUUGGGAUCUGAGAGAAUAAGGCUUGUUGAUUGCUUCAUGGGCUCUGACAUAGUUUGUGAUGUAUUUUCUGGUGUUGGUCCUAUAGCUAUUUCUGCAGCAAAGAAAGUGAAGCAUGUCUAUGCCAAUGAUCUAAACCCUAUUGCAGUAGACUAUCUUGAAAGAAAUGUGGUUCUCAACAAGCUUGACAGAAAAGUUCAGGUUUUCAACAUGGAUGGCAGGAGGUUUAUUAGCACUGUUUUUGCCGGACAAAUCGCUCAUCCUAUCACACAAGUCGUCAUGAAUUUUGCGAAUGAUGCUGUGGAGUUUCUUGAUGUUUUCCAAGGUAUCUUGGGAAGUAAACUCAAGAAGGAUAAUUGCCAUCUACCAAAGAUUCAUAUCUAUGGCUUUUCCAAAGCAGAAAAUCCAGAGUUUGACUUCCAUGAGGUUAUGCACUGUGUGCCUGACCUCACCCAGGAACCUGUGAGCUUGUCAAAGCCUUAUAUGUUAAUAAUUGUUACUAUCUUGGGGUUGCUAUUGCUAUUCAUCCUCAAACUCUGCAAUGUUGGCACGCCUGCAAAGUAG